AUGAGGACCCGAUUCUCUGGUCGCAACAGCACCCGCCGCUCUGCGACCAGCGACGAGAUCGAGUCUGAGCUCGACGCGCUGCUGGCCGGCGACGAGGGCGCGUCCAUGCCCGCGCGGGGCUACUCCCAGAUCCGCCGCAAGCACAAUUCGCGCCCCGACUUCAACAACCCCAACUGGGCCGACGAGGUCGACGACUGGGGGGAGUUUUGGGGGGCGGCCGCCUACUGGGACGAGCGGGAGCUCGAGGACUUGGAUGCCCUGGAUGAUGAGCACGACGCAUCCCUCAUGCUCGCGAUGCGCGCCGCCGCCGACGGCGACGAGGACGCCGCGUUCGCCGUUGGCCUCGCGCGCCGCGAGAAGCGCACGGACGCGGCGCGGCUGUCGCGCGCGCGGCAGCUGAUCUCGGCGCUGCGGGACGCGGGCAAGGCGGCGUCGGCGCAGCUCAUCCUGGGGGCCGCGCUGGACCGCCACACGCCUUACACAGAAACCCCCGCCGAAGACGCAGAGCCCGACGUGAUAACUAUCGAGGACCCCAACCCCAACGUCCCUGACCUCUACCUGAGAGCCAUGGUGGAGAAGCAGCAGCGCAAGGACGCCCUCGACGCGGGUGAGCGGCCGCUGCAAGGGGGGUUCUGA
Molecule: messenger RNA, 636 nt
Organism: Monoraphidium neglectum
Lineage: Eukaryota; Viridiplantae; Chlorophyta; Chlorophyceae; Sphaeropleales; Selenastraceae
Exons: 2
Coding region: 1-636 (211 amino acids)
Source: RefSeq, a predicted model, not a curated record